Molecule: messenger RNA, 1591 nt
Organism: Chlamydomonas reinhardtii
Lineage: Eukaryota; Viridiplantae; Chlorophyta; Chlorophyceae; Chlamydomonadales; Chlamydomonadaceae
Exons: 3
Coding region: 979-1209 (76 amino acids)
Source: RefSeq, a predicted model, not a curated record
UAGUAGCGCGGGCACCUAGACCCUAAGGGAAUGGGACCGCCAACAAAGUCGGGCUUGCACCUUCCGAUGCAAGGGUUGCUUCCAUAAGCCAUAAAGAUAAGUUUGGGAGGGGGUGCAGGUCCGGUUGAGUCCCCGUUGCACAUUUUCUUUCAACGGAAGCGAACGGAAGCGAACCUGCCGUUUGCUGGAAAUGGUUACGGCUUGUGCUCGAGACAACAGCUGUUUAUGCUGCGGUCGUCAGAACAUGAUCUAUGUUAGGGCUGCGUCAGGUCCCUGAAUCCGGGACCGCCGCGAGCGGUGCGUGCGUGCAUACCCGGCACUGCCCUUGUUGUGCACACCCAGGCCUCCGAUCGCGCUCACAGCGGGUAGGCUUAUUUAUAUAUGUGCCAUAAUGUAAUUGGCAGCGUGGGAGCCCGCUCUGAUUCGAUUUGCUGGUGGCGGUGCCAAUGAGGGUCGGUCUGUGCACAUCUGCCCCCUACGCUUGCCGUACAUGACGGCCAGCAGGUUGCAAACGGAGGAACUCCUAACGUUUCAGCGUGCAAGAAACCCCAUAGCACCCCCGCCUAAGGCCUUCAAAUUGGAGGGUACCCUGAACCGCGCGUGUCCCAUUGUGGUGGCCACCCGACACCUCCAACGUCCGCUGGCAUGGUCAGGGGUGCAUGGUCACGCCGACUAGCCUGACUCGUGCGGAUGCGGCGGCCCGUGGCGGCUACCUUCCAUAUGCCGGUCACGGGGGUCAUCACCGUGCCAGCAUGUCACGGCUGUACGGAUGGGCUAGUGAACGCGGCUGCUUGGAUAGGUGUGUGCGAAGUGCGGGCGGCGCUUGCUCGGUGACGGGCAGCGCUGCCUGCAGGCGGUUGUACCGUGGUGGGGCUCACGUGCUCACCAAGUCCAAGUGUGCAACCACUGCGGGACGGUGUGGGGCAGCAGGGGCGUGACGUCAACUCCGCAACCAACAUCCGGCACGCGCUGGUGGAGAUGCUGCUGGGGCACAAGCGACCUGCAUCGCUGCAGACUGGCGGCGGCGGCGGCAGUGGUGGCGGCGGCAACGGCGGCAGCGGCGGCGGCGGCGGCGGCGGCAGCGGCAGCGGCAGCGGCGGCGGCAGCGGCGGCGGCGCGUGCGCGCAUCUUGGUAGCGGAGGGGGCGGGAAAGGCCACGUGGAGGAGAGCGCAGCGCCGCCCAAGAAGCGGCGCAAGCGCGCAGGCUGAGGAGCCGGCUGGUGUUUAGGUAGCGGUCCGCGGUGGGGCUGGCAGGGCAUGCGUAGCGGCAUGACAAGUAGUGCAGCUGUUGACAACUGUGCUGUGUCUGGCUGCGGUUGGCUCUGCUGUGGCAUCGCGAUUGCUAGGCACCGGUUUGGCUAUGUGCCUGCGGAAACCGACCCCGGCUAUGUCCGGGCGAUGAGGUUGUUCGUGGUUAUAUUCUGUGGUUAUAUUCUGUGAGUUCGUGGUUACUUCGUUUCUUUUUGGGGCCCCGGUCUCACGGUCUGCCCUGGUGGUUGUCUCUGACGUCCUGAUUGCUCGCGUUGCAGGUUGUGUGCCGGUGUGUUGCUGUGCCCUUCCCCUGACUUCUCCUUUGUAACCGCUCUCUCGG